AAUGUCCGCUAUUAAUUAGGCAAAUGUAGGGACUCGGAGGAUGUGUCGCAAUGUUUCCCACGCUCGUGCAUUUCAGUUUAAGCCACUUCCCUUUCUACCUUCCUUGUAUUUGCGCGUAAAAGAGACAGUGAAGAGAGAUGCGUUGCGUUGAUAAAGGUCUCAGUAUUUUUGGUAAAUCGACAUAUUUAAAACAAAAGAUGGCAUGGACGAAGUAUUCACAACUAUUCUGAAAAAGGUACUGUCAACCAAAAGUGGAAUUUGUGGUCCGUUGGCUAAGGCAUCACCCUGGUUUGAUGGACAGCCCCUCUUCAACAACCAGGCGUCAGGCCUGGGUCCAGAACAGACGACAGUGGCUUACCCUUGAAGAGCAAGAGCUACAGGAACCAGUGAAAUAUAUCCAACCCUCUACCCUGCAACAUCCAGAACAUACCCAUCCUUCUGCCCCACAGGGACCCACAGGAACCCAUCUGUCUGGCCCACAGCAGUCUGUAUCAGAGGAUGAUGUCUUCUCAGAAGGAUGCUCUGCAGGAAAGAUUAAGAGCUGGCUGCUGGGCUGCGGGCUGGAGAGGGGCUCAGAGAACUCUAGUCAUAGUCUGACCUUUGAGUCUCUGCUGAAAGCCAGUAGUUAUGAAGAUGACCUGAGUCUGGGUGCCGAAGCUACAGCAUUAAAUAUCGAAGGAAUCUCAGAGCUGGGAAGCAGCGAACCGCUUCUACCACCACCCAAACACACUGGGGUCACCACCAGCAGCACACCCCGUCAAAGGCGGACUCCUCCCCUACUUGACCUGGGUCACAGCAUGACCUCUAGUGCACUCUCCUACAGCACCAGUAAGGCAUCAAGUGUGUCUGAGGUACUGCAGCUGUGUGCUGAGGAUGCAGAGGAGACGCUGUGCCAGUUGGGCUUCGGCUUAGACGAGCCUGCGGUCACUGCCCGCAUCCCCACCCGCUUCCUCAACUUCCCCUCUCAGCUGAAUGGAAUCAACUUCCGCCUCUUCCUCCAGUCUCAACUGAACCGCCUUCGACAGGAGGACCCAGGACUCUCUCUGGCCAGUCGUUUCAGGCAGGUAGAGGUGCUAACAGCCAUGGCCAAUGCCUUCUACUCUCUCUACUCCCACGUGUCCCGGACGCCCCUUCAGAAGCUCGCCCCACCCGAGUUCAGCUACUCCCCAACUGGUGACAGGCAAACUGGAUGGCGCUUCAUGGGAAGCGUCCGCAGCGAACCCAAGUCUCCAGUGGAGCGACUCAAAGACACAGUUUCUAAGAUGUGCCUCUAUACUGGCUCUGGAGGUUCCACCCGGGUUGGUUCAGACUCUGCUUUCCCCGGAUCAGGAGUCUACCCUGGCCCUAAGUAUGGGUCACACUCCAAGAAGCGAAGCAGUCUGCCUGACUUGGUGGGCCUGGUGCUGGAGAAAACCAAGAUCGAUGCUGUCUCAAGAGAUGUGGAAUGUCCAGAUAUAGGAGUCAAUAAUGGGACCAGUGCCACUAUGGACAGGAGCACGAUGGCCAAGGAUAGAGACAAGGAGAUACAAGGACAUCUAGAUACAGCUGUUGACAAGGACAGGAAGCAGAAUUGCUCGCUGUCUGAAAGACAGGAUACAGACACGGGGAAAGGUACUGCAAAUAGGGCUAUGGACACUUACAGAACUCCCAGCCCCAGACUAUCAUCCCAGUCAGGUCAGAGUGAGCCCGCUAGUCGAAAGAAGCUGGACUUUUGCCUUACUUCUCCAAGGCCUGCUAGUGAGGUCAAAGGAGGUAAAAGCACGAUUCGUCCCACAGGUUGGGUGGCUGCGAUGCCACCAGUUGCCAAGGUUACACAUGACAUAAUAUGUCCACAGAUUGUCGAGAGUGUGCACCAGAUACUCUACAGAAGUCAGCAGCAACAGCGGAAUACAAAUGUGGCCAUUCAGCUGCCUGGACCAUCCUCUGAGAAUGUCAGACAAUCAAAUCAAUUGGAUGGACCACACGGACCAAGUGAGGAGGAACGCUUAGCCGCCAGUAAGUCUGCCAUGCAUAUAGAAAUGGCUGUAACUCCAAAGGCUGAGUCAGAGGGAGACUUAAGUUUGGGAGGAACUGGGAAACUGGUGGAGUCGACUUCCAUGCUGGUAGACCUCCCUAGUGGCCGGAUGUCUCCUUGUCUUAUUACUGUAACGGAUGUGACUUGUAGUUUUGGUUCUGACACACACGAGGCAGUUCUCACUUCCAGUGGUGAUACUACAGCAAACCCGACAGGGUCCCGGUACAGUCCAGAAGGAUGCAGGAACAAGAGCUACCUGAGUCUGCGGGUCCAAGCGAAGGCAUCGGACAGUCUUCAACAGGCCAACUCCUUUGAGCUGGAAGAGUUGCAUAGUGCAGGGGAGGAAGAGUUUGGACAGCAAGAAACAGUUAUGUCAACCUCUUUGCUAAUGUCUUCUGUCAGUCAAAACAAAGGUCUGGUGGUUCGAGGUGACAGCAUGCAGUCAGACAGUAGUGGCUAUGCUGAUGAAGACAUCUCUUCAGUCCACUCACCUGGAAGAGACAAGAGCUGAGAGAGGAGUUCCAGCCCAAAUGAAUGUGCAAGCAACCAACUGAAUCAGCUGAUGGAUGCGAGCCACAACAGACUGCUAUAUAUGUGGCUGAUACGUGACCUAUUACUUGCAGUAUCUUUGCGUUGUGGUCAGGCAGGAACUCACCACAACUUUUAGAGAACUGAACAGAGAAUUGUUAACACAAGAAACACUGAAAACAAGUUCAGCCACUGGAGGUAUAUUCGGCAUGUCGAAUAUUAAAAGGUAUUUCUUCCCUUCAUGUUAGUGUUACUGAUUAAAUUAUGAAUUGUAUAUAACAACUCAUUGUAUAACAAGUUGUUACCCGAAAGAUGUUACACUGGAGAUAAUCAACACACAGUUUAAUUAAAGAAAUAAGGCAUGAGUAGGUGUGGUGUAAUGGCCAAUAUCCUACAGCUAAAAGCUGUUCUUACGCACAACCCAACCUGGAGUGCUUCGAUACAGCGCUCAGCUGGCGUAUAAUAGUAAUAAACUAAACAUAAAGGUGCAAAGUGCUCAGGAAUAAAAAUUAUAUAAAAGUACUCUGAGGCAUAAAGUCAAAACUUUUGUUUUAUCAUUUUCCAUUUUUGGACCUUUGUUUAGUUUUCAGCAUUGUUUAAAUUAUAAUUAGUUAUAUCUCAGCUUCCUUGGAUUUUUUAAAAAUUUUAGGCUGCGCUCAAACCCUCUCUCAGCUGUACUCCGUAUGUAAGCAAUAUACCACAAACCUGGGAAGUGCCUUUUCGCUAUUAAAAAUGAACAAUUAGAGCAAUUUUGUUUUGUCAUACCCUUAAUAUGUGAUCUGAUAUAGGGUUCAACCCACUGUUUAUAAUUGUGAUUGUCCUCUGUGAACAUGUAGAGACACUAUUAAUGACAAUCAAUCAAUAUUGCUGUGUCUUUGUAAAAUUCAAUAUUUAAGAUAUUAAUAAAAGGUAAUGCAAAGCUAAAAUGGGGUAUAUUAAUGUUAACUGACUUAAAUUACAACUUAUGUGCACCAACUUUUAAAAACAUUUUUAUUUAGAAAGUAACAUAUCAAUCAAUUUAUAACAGUGAUAGGACAUU
Molecule: messenger RNA, 3581 nt
Organism: Esox lucius (northern pike)
Lineage: Eukaryota; Metazoa; Chordata; Actinopteri; Esociformes; Esocidae
Gene: tespa1
Product: thymocyte expressed, positive selection associated 1
Exons: 12
Coding region: 294-2525 (743 amino acids)
Molecular function (GO): signaling receptor binding
Source: RefSeq, a predicted model, not a curated record